AUGGAUCAAAACUCUGGUAACAAUGAUCCGGAGAGUUCUAGUUCUGUAAAUGUUGCAGUCCGUGUUCGUCCCCUGAAUGCUACGGAAAGAAUUAAUUCGCCCCAAAUUUGUAUUACUUGUGAUCAUGACCGUAAUACCAUAAUAAUGGGCAAAGAUCGUGAAUUUGUAUUUGAUAGAAUUUUUGGGAUGGAUUCAAAACAAAUAGAAGUAUUUAGCUCAUGUGCAAAAGAUUUAGUUCUUUCUUGCUUUGAAGGCUAUAAUGCAACAAUAUUGGCUUAUGGGCAAACUGGAAGCGGGAAAACUCAUACUAUGGGAACUGGCCAAAGCCAUAAUAUGCUAGAAGAGGAGCUUGGGAUCAUCCCUAGAGUUAUCCAUCAGAUAUUUGAAGAAGUCGAUGUCAGAAAAACAAAGGUAGAAUUUGUAAUAAAAGUGAGCUUCUUAGAAAUUUAUAAUGAAGAGAUACAUGACUUAUUAGGUGCUAAUAGUAUGGUUCCUGAAAAAACUGUCUCUAUAAGAGAAGAUAAAGGAAGUAUUAUCUUGACAGGACUUCAUGAAGAAACUGUCACAAAUUUCGAUGAAAUGAUUACAUGCUUAAAUCAAGGAAGCAUGCAAAGAUGCACUUCAAGUACACUCAUGAAUGCUCAAAGCAGCAGAUCACAUGCUAUUUUUACAAUAAAUAUUGAGCAAACUGGAAUUUCUGACUUCCCCAUCUAUGAGCGACACAAAAAUUUUUUUUUUCGAUCAUGAGAGAGAUUAAUUUUUGUAUUAAAAAUUUAUCUAUAAAUUAUAUAGUAAUUUUUUUCGGAAUUUAAAAAAAAUCAAUUCGUAAAAAUUGGAAAGCAAAAUAUUAUUUAAAUUGUAAAAUUCAUGUUUUAAAAUGCAAGCUGUUUAAAAUUAUAGAGAUUUCAUUAUGCUAAUUGUCACUUAUAUAUCAAAUUUUUUUCAUAAAAAUUUUUUGUUCGCUCAUAGGGUUUUUAAAGCAAAAAUAGGGAUUUUUCCAAUGGUUUUGCUCACUUAAGGAGGGGGAGUGAGGAAAAUGCUGACGAGGGUAGUGAUGAAGACCAUAAAUGCGCCAAAUUCCAUUUUGUGGAUCUCGCAGGCAGUGAAAGAGCCAAAAGAACUGGGGCUGUAGGCGCAACAUUAAAGGAAGGUAUUAAUAUCAAUAAAGGACUAUUAUGUCUUGGGAAUGUUAUCAGCGCUUUAACUGAAGAAAGCAAAAAGAAUAAGCAUAUUCCGAGGUGCACUCCCUAUGGAGCAGGUAGGGCCGAUCAUGAUGAAACUGAAAGCAGGGCCUCUGUCCCUUUUGAAGUAGGCCUUCAGAGGGAAGUUUUAUUUCUACCCCAAAGGAUUUCCUUGUCCCUGCCAUAUGAGCUAGACAGGUUUUGCCUCUCACAUAGACUUCAUCAAUUGGGACUAUCGGGCACACUACAGAGGGUGGCCCUAACCUAGGGAGCUAAUCCUCAGGUUAAGCGAGACUCGCCAGAAAAUUCAAGAUGGCGGAAUUUUGGUUUGGCUCACACCAUUUGCACUCAGAUUAUAUGCGUCCAGCCUAAGCCGCCUUUCAUGGAGUCAGUAAUCCAGCUAGUGGGAUGCCCACUUAUUGCCGUGUAAAAUCUUAAUAUUUAAACUUAUAUUAUAGAGAUUCUAAAUUAACUAGGAUCCUCCAAGACUCACUUGGAGGAAAUGCAAAAACCUUCAUGAUCGCUUGUAUUUCGCCAGCCGAAAUAAACUUCGAUGAAACAUUAAACACAUUAAAAUACGCAAGCCGAGCAAGGCAUAUCAAAAAUAAGCCAGUUGUCAAUAGAGACCCUCAGUCUGCACUUAUAGCACAGCUUAAGCAAGAGCUUUUAUCUGCAAAACAAGAAAUUAAAAAUUACCAAAGGCUUUUGAGUCUAAACGAUAACGAAGAAAUUAAGAAAGAACUAAUGAGUAUGAAAUCAGGGAAUUUCCAAGAAAAUAAUGAUGAUGAAAGAAAGAUCAAGCUGAAAUGCGAAGAAUUAGAAAGAAAGGUAAAACAAUUAACAAAUGAAUUGGAAAACGCAAAAUCUUCAACAAAUAGCAAUAUUAUAGAAAUUAUGCAAUAUAAAAAGGAAAGGGACAUUUACAAAUUUCGAUUGGAAAACUAUACUGAAAUAUUAAGGAAAAACCAGAUAGAAAUUCCAGAAGAAACAGGUCUUCCAACUUUGCUUGAAGAAUACUCAUUGGAAAUUGAAAACUUAAGAACUGCAAUAAACGAAAAGGACAGGAGAUUAAGGGACCUGAGGAUAGAGUUCGAUACUUUAACAAAGCAAUACGAAAAAGAUGAAGAGCUACUUGCUGUUAAAACUGAAGAGUUAGAAAAAUUAAGAAGACAGAAAGGAACUGUUCCAAUAGUUAUAGAAAAUGUAGAAGAGCUUAUGAUGAAAAACGUUGAUAAUUAUGGAAAGCUCUUUGCGGAAUCACUUUUUGCAAAGCUAGAUAACCCAGAUACUCCAUCCACAGCAAAUGAAGAAAUCAUAGAAGGAGAGAAUACUGAAAAUGCUGAAAGCCCUGAGCCUGGAAAUGAAGUCGAGCAUGAAGAAUUGUUGCAAGUUGACAAAAGUCUCAAAGAGAAAGAAGAAAUGCUUAAAAGCAUUGAAGAUGUAUUUCGUUCACUACAAGGAAAACUCGUCAGCGAAAUGUCCCAGCAAUAUUAUAUGAAAAUCGAAGAGUUAGAAGGCGAGCUUCAAACAACCCAAAAUGAAAGAGCCAGAGUUUCAGAAAAAAUGAAAAAUGCAUCUGCGUUAGACAGGCAAAACGCUGAAGAGAAAUUCAAACUAAAAAUAGAAGAGCUUGAAGAAAAGCUAACUCCCCCUCAGUGAGUGAACAAAAAUUUUUUUUAAUAGAAAAAUUUUUUAUGGAAAAAAAAUUUGAUAUAUAAGUGAUAAUUAGUAUAAUGAAAUUUAGAGCUAAUUCUGUUUAAUUUUAAACAAAUUGCGUUUUAAAACAUAAAUUUUCUAAAUUAAAUUAAUAUUUGCUUUCCAAUUUUUGCGAAUUAGGAUUUUUUUAAAUUUCAAAAAAAAAUAUUUUCUAUAAACUUUUUAUAAUGUUUUUUAAAAAUAAUAAAUUAACCCCCCGUGAGUGAACAAAAUUUUUUUGUUCACUCACGGAAGGGGGGGGAGUAAGAGAAAACCGUUCAAAAGAGAAAGAGCAAGCUUCGUUAUCAAAAGUUGUAGAAACACAAAAAAAGGAAUUAACAAAACUUGCUGAUGAAAUCACAAAAGCAAAGCAACAAAGAGUCUCUUUAUUAAGGAAAAUUAAGGAGGACUCAGAAGCUCAUCAAAAGUGGAAAACAAGCCGACAAAAAGAACUUUUACAGCUAAAGAGGAUUAACUUAAAAAAAGACCAAGAGAUUCUCAAGCUUCAGAGUGAUAAUAGAAAAAAAGAAAUUGUGGCGAAAAGAAAAAGUGAAGAACUUUCAGCGCUACAAAAAAGGCAAAGAGAAAUUGCUUUAAGAAGAAAAAACACCCAUUUUAAGGAGGAUAAAGAAACUUUGAUAAAUUGGGUUGCUGAGUUUGCCGAUGCUUGUGUAGAAGAAAGAGAGCUUAGGGCUGAAUUGCAGGCUGAUAGCACUGAAAAAGAGAAAAUAGAAGAAGAAAUAAAAAAUUUAAACCGGCAAUAUGCUUUAACAAAGCUUAAAAUUGAAAAACUUGAAAUGAUUAUUGAAGAUCCUGAUUCAGCGAAUGAUGAAUUAGAUUUGCAAUACCAAAUCCAAGAGAGUAAAAGCGAUUUAAAUGAUUUUGGAGAACAACUCGAAAACCUCGAAGUAAAAUUAAGAUUCAAACAAGAAAAAAUUUUAGGAAUAUCAGAGAAACUUGCAAAUUCUGAAGUCGAAGCAAUUAAAUCACGGUCCCUUACACUUCACUCAAUAGAAGACGCAAACUAUUUAAUUGAAGCUCUAUUUGAUGAUAUUAUAAACAAAGCCUCACAAGCUAAAAAGGUCUCCAAAAUCCUUGAUAGCAAAAAAGAAGAAAUCGAGAAAGUGACAAAAAGUUUAUCAGAAAAUAUCCAUGAUAAAGAAAUAAUGAAAAAACAUCACGAACAAAUCAUUAUCAAAAUCCGGCGAGAAUAUGACGAAAGAAUUAGUCAGCUCAUCGAAGAGCUGGAAAUGAAAUCGUCAUUAGAUACUUCUGAAAUGUCAGAAACACGAAUAAGUGAACUAGAAAGCAAAGAAAAAGAAGGCCAAUUAGCUUACUCAAAGCUUAAAAAAGAAUAUGAUACAUUACUUGUAAAAUAUACAAAAUUAAAAGCCACAUUUUUAGAACUCAAAGAAAAUGCUGAAACCAAGCUUCAAGAUGAAAUGAAAUUGAGGCCGAGGUCUUCUACAAAUACAAUCACUUCUUUAGCAAGAGCUCGUGAGCAAGCAAAAAUGAAGAAAGAUACCCCGUUGGAAAUUGAAGAAGAAUUUAAAAGGCCCAGGCAAAGUUUCCAUGGCGGAUCACUGCUAAAAGCAAAAUUCUCCAGAACUUUCACUGAAAACUUUACUGAUGAGUCUGUUUGGAAAAGAUUGCAAAAAUCAAACUCUCAAAGAGUAGGUCUAGCGAAUCAGCCAGAAAUAUCAAGCAACUUAUUUAGCCUAUCGCAGAAAUGGAGUUGCCUUCGUAGUAUUGAUGCUCAUACAGGUGCGGUAUGUGGGAUGACAGCUCAUGAAAAUAUUUUAUACACAGCUUCAAAUAAAACUUUCAAAAUAUGAUCACUAGACACCUUUGGCGUCAUAAAAGAAGUAUUAGCUCAUCCAUCUUUUAUUAAAUCUAUUGCAUAUUCAUCUGAGAAAAACCUGAUUUUUUCAGGGUGUAAUAAAGAAAUCGGAGUUUGGGACUCUGUUUCAUUACAAAAUGUUUCAUUAUUAAAAGGUCACAAUGAAGAAUUAAAAUGCUUGCAAGUUAAAGAUAAUUAUCUUUAUAGUGCUGGCAAGUCAUCUAAUUCCAGUGGAAGCAUCUUUAUAUGGGAUCUGAGAAGAUAUAAUACUCCUAUACAGGAGAAAGAAAACAAUCAAGAUAUUUUCCAGAUUUUGGUAAAGGAAAAUAUUUUAUACUAUGGAAGCAGAAACCAUCGAGUUGGCAGGAUCAAUUUGAAGACUUAUGACUCAAUGAGAACUUAUGAGCCUCCACAUUUUGAUGCAGUGACAAGCUUGGCUAUUUAUAAUAAUACAAUAAUAUCUGGAUCCAGAGAUAAAAAUAUGAGAAGAUGGGAUCUUAUUGGUGAAAGUCCAUAUCCAACUAUUCUCUCAGCCCAUACCGACUGGAUUAACUGUCUUGCGACAGAGCCAAAUGAGAAAUUUAUAUAUAGUGCUGGAAAAGAAGGAAAAAUCCGUGUAUGGAAAGGUGGAAGAAAUUUGCGAUGCGUAGGAGAAAUGGCUGGUCAUGUGUCUUCAAUUAACUGUAUGACGCCAAUCAGAGGUUUUGAGACUGAGCUAGUUAGUGGUGGCACUGAUAAGACUAUCAAAAUAUGGAGAUUAACUGAAGAAGAUUUAGAAUCUGACCACUCGAGUGAUGAUGGGAUAUAUUUAAAAGUCCCAGAAAUAUAUACUUAAUUAAAGCAAAUAAGCAUUAUUUAAUUUAAAAAAAUUAAAAAUUAACUUAUAUGUCAAAAAUAUAUUCUUAA
Blepharisma stoltei is the source of this 5622-nucleotide messenger RNA. The record is from the annotation of a GenBank genome assembly. NCBI's taxonomy places the organism in Eukaryota, Ciliophora, Heterotrichea, Heterotrichida, Blepharismidae.